UGUUACAUGUCGGGUAAAGAAAACAGAGAGAAGGAAAGAUUUUUAAAGAUGGUUUCCAUCUCUAGGAUCUGGGUUUCUCUUUUAAGAUGCUCAUCGUUUGCUUGGUCAACUUCAUUUUGUGAUGACUUGAGCUACAUCUGUUCAUCACAUUUUAUUAUCUUCCCAAGUGACUUAUGCUCAGUUAAUACAAUUGUUUCUUGUUUGUAAACUUUUUGAUUUUGGCCAGAGAUGGUCAGGUUCCUACUCUUUAUCAAGUGAGUUGGAACUGUUACAUCUCUGGUAAAGAAAACAGAGACAAGGAAAGCCCUUUUGAUGGUUUCCAUCUUUUGGUCUGAAAUUCUCUCUAAAGGUGUACAUCGUUUGCUUGGUCAUCUGAAUCUGUGAUGGCAUGGGCUACAUCUGUCCCCCACAACUAAAUAAUCAAUCUCCUGUUAUAUACUAUAAGUAGAUAAUUUGUUGGACCGCAUAAAAUGGGAUGAGAAAGGAUUAGCUGUGGCUAUUGCACAAAACGUUGACACUGGAGCAGUAUUAAUGCAAGGCUUUGCUAACCGAGAGGCUCUCUCCACAACCAUCACUUCUCGUAAAGCUACAUUCUUCAGUCGAUCAAGAUCUACCUUGUGGACUAAGGGAGAGACAUCCAAUAACUUCAUCAACGUCCUCGAUGUUUAUAUUGACUGUGAUCGCGAUUCGAUAAUUUACCUUGGAACACCUGAUGGGCCUACUUGUCACACAGGGGCAGAGACUUGUUACUAUACAUCAGUUUUGGACCAGUUAAUCGAUGAUGAGGCUUCAGGAGAGAAGCUAGCAUCAACAACAUUGUACUCGCUAGAAUCAAUCAUUUCAAAGAGGAAGGAGGAAUCAACAGUUCCUCAAGAAGGCAAACCGUCAUGGACCCGGCGGUUAUUGACCGAUGAUGCUCUGCUUUGCUCAAAGAUCAGGGAAGAAGCAGACGAGUUAUGCAGAACGCUUGAGGAUAAGGAGGAAGUAUCAAGAACAGCAUCAGAGAUGGCGGAUGUGUUGUACCAUGCGAUGGUGCUUCUGUCUAAAAGGGAUGUCAAGUUUGAAGAUGUACUUGAAGUUCUUAGGAAACGCUUCUCUCAAUCUGGGAUCGAGGAGAAGCAAAGCCGUUCAAAGUGACCUUUUAAACUGUUGUAUUUGCGAGAAUUUUAACUAUUCCACUGCUCUUAUCAUAGAGCUUUUUUUGUACAUUGCAAAAUCGGAAAUAAAUUGUAUCGUGCUUUUGUACAUUGCAAAAUCGGAAAUAAAUUGUAUCGUUUUAUUUAUGUAAACUCUUGCUCUGCUGUA
Messenger RNA from Brassica rapa (field mustard), 1305 nucleotides. Its product is annotated as histidine biosynthesis bifunctional protein hisIE, chloroplastic. The record is from RefSeq and is a predicted model, not a curated record. NCBI's taxonomy places the organism in Eukaryota, Viridiplantae, Streptophyta, Magnoliopsida, Brassicales, Brassicaceae. Gene Ontology annotation, molecular function: phosphoribosyl-ATP diphosphatase activity; phosphoribosyl-AMP cyclohydrolase activity. Gene Ontology annotation, biological process: L-histidine biosynthetic process.